GAUGUACGACUUACUCAUAACUUUCACUUUCGUCUGCUCAUGCUGUGGUAAAAACGAAUUAUGGCGAAAAAUCUGGAAGCAUACGAUUCUGCGUUGCUUGGGAUCCUUCAGCAUGAGGGACAGAUUGCCAAAUUUCUGGAUGUGAUUUUAGGAUUUCUAUAUCGAAGAACUGACUUUUACAGACUUAUGAAAUCCAAAGAUGACAAACUUGGAUUUCCUCCAGGAGUAGCUGCAAAAAUUUUACUUACAGCAUACAAGAAAUAUGAUGACCUUGCAAGAAAGGAUGAUGAGGAAAGAGAAAAGAUCCUGCAAAUGAAGUCACAUCAAGAAAGUGCAGUCCCUCCAGUUGCAAAAAUUGUGGAAAUCAGUUCAGAAAAUGAUACAGAAUCUCAUAAAGAACAAAAUAAAGGGGGUGUAAACACAGCACCUAAAGAAAUAAAAGAAACAACAGGAAAGGAUUCAAAGCAACAAACACAGGCUAAUGCCCCAACCAUGCAAACCAAUGAAAAGGAAUCCAGAUCAGAAACCACAUCAUCACAAAGACAGGAAGAGGAUGUUGAUCCAGCGCUUGCAGCCAAGCAGCAGGUGUUCCAGUCCAAUCCAGAGAGCUACAAUGGGGCCGUCAGGGACAACUAUUCCUGGUCUCAGUCAAUCACAGAUAUUGAUCUACGCGUCAAUAUACCAAAUUAUAUUGUGAAAGGAAAAGACGUUAAAGUGGAAAUAGAAAAGAAACAUGUUAAAGUCUCACAUAAGACAGACAGUGGUACAUGGGUUGAGGUUGUAAAUGGUGACCUCCCCUGGGAAAUAAACAAGGAGGAAUCCAUGUGGACACUGGUUCCAAAGGAGCAUGUUCAUAUUAACUUGGAAAAGAAGGAAGAGAGAUGGUGGGAGUCUGCACUUACAUCCGAGGAGAAAAUCAGUGUACGUAAGAUAGACGCUAGUCGACCAAUGACAGAUCUGGACGAUGAAGCACAGGCUAAAAUAGCCGAGAUGAUGUACAAUGAACAGCAGAAAAGGAUGGGGAAACCCACUUCUGAAGAACAGAAAGUCCAGAACCUCCUGAAAGAUGCAUGGAAUGCAGAGGGAUCACCUUUUAAGGGACAACCAUUUGAUCCCUCCAAAAUAAAUGUAGGUCAAGGGGGUGUGGUCUCCAUUAACAACGAGGAAGGAGCAAUGAAUUCCUAAGAACCCAAUAGGAAGGCCGGAAAUCUGCUCCGUUGUUGUUGUUCUGUUUCACAAUGGUUCACCUGGAAUACCUUCUUUUACCUGAGAUUAAGGUGACCAAAGCCAGGAAGUGUAAUCUUGAUUGGAUACAAAGUAUAUCAAAUAAAAUAAGAUACUUGCAAGUUUUUGGUGUAUGUGACAUAUCCAUUACUGUACAUUAAUAUUGCUUCACAGUUCUUAAGUACAUCUAAAUGAUAAACAAAUAUUUUGAACUGAACCAUAUGCUUAAUAGUCAGAUGUUGACACUGGUAUUUGUUUACUGUACACAAUUUACAACUAAUAUUGUUUUGUUUAUAGAUGUUAGAAAACUGCAUGCCUGUUAUUUGGUUUAAAUUUUUUAAUCAAUAGUCCAAAGUUCAUUAGAGUUUUAAGAAUUCUCAUUAUGAUAAAGUCGCUAAUGCAAUUAUACUGUUAGUAUUUUAAUU
This is a messenger RNA of Saccostrea cuccullata (small rock oyster), 1649 nucleotides long. Its product is annotated as nudC domain-containing protein 3-like. Gene Ontology annotation, biological process: protein folding. Bases 61 to 1185 code for a protein of 374 amino acids. Gene Ontology annotation, cellular component: cytoplasm. Lineage: Eukaryota; Metazoa; Mollusca; Bivalvia; Ostreida; Ostreidae. The record is from RefSeq and is a predicted model, not a curated record. The transcript is spliced from 8 exons.